This is a messenger RNA of Acanthaster planci (crown-of-thorns starfish), 850 nucleotides long. RefSeq lists its product as uncharacterized. Lineage: Eukaryota; Metazoa; Echinodermata; Asteroidea; Valvatida; Acanthasteridae. The record is from RefSeq and is a predicted model, not a curated record.
AUGGAGUGCGCACAAGCUAGUGGGAAGGUACUUGUAGGUGCCAGGGUUGGUGAAGUGAUGGUUGUUGAAACUGAUGACAAUGAGAGAAACUCGGUCUCUCUGGCUGAAUUUCCAAAAAUGCAGGAGGACAAGAAGUCCACAAACUCCACAGUUACAGGGGCAGACAAGUGGGCCUUUAGUCCUGAACAAAAGCCCAGAACCUCAAGACUAAGUCAGUGGGUAGUCCCAAGGUGUAAAGGCACAGUUGACGAGCAGCCGGUAAUGGAUGUGACAGUUAAACAGCUAAAGGUUGAUGAGAUGACUACAGGUUGUGGAAUUGAGUCAACAUUGUCUGACACACGAGUGCCUUACUGUAGAGUAAAUGAUAAUGAAAAAUUAACUGAAUUUCAGCAUUUUGAGCCAUUUGCUGCCAAGAAGUAUUCACACAUGAAUGGGUCUGGGCAUGCUGUUCGUCUUGAGAAGUGUGGACUUGUGAUUGAUCCAAAGGCUUGGUCGUUGGGUGCAUCACCAGACCGCAAGGUAGUGGACUUUUUGGCAGAAAGUCCUUUUGGAAUUCUCGACAUGAAAUGCCCUGAAAAACAGAAAGACGAAGACCCUCUGACAGCAUGUCAUGAUCCCCAUUUCUGUUGUAAACUUGAAGGUGGCAAGCCUGUACUCAAAAAAGAUCAUCCAUACUACACUCAAGUGCAGGGUCAGCUAGCAUUAACUGGAGCAGAAUGGUGCAAUUUUGUUGUGUGCACACAUAAAGGCUUAAUCAUUCAACAGAUAACAUUUGACUCUGCAUUUUGGAACACCCUGUACAAAAAAUUAGCUGAUGUUUAUUUUGGCUUUUAAGUAACAGUGGCUAGUG